Molecule: messenger RNA, 1755 nt
Organism: Trypanosoma brucei brucei TREU927
Lineage: Eukaryota; Euglenozoa; Kinetoplastea; Trypanosomatida; Trypanosomatidae
Exons: 1
Coding region: 1-1755 (584 amino acids)
Source: RefSeq, a predicted model, not a curated record
AUGAAUCGAAAAAAAAGGUCCGUUGCACAGCGGGCACUGCAGCAGUGUCUACGGCGCCUGCCUGUAGGUCACAGUGUCAUUUAUCUUAAUGAGCUGAGUGCUCACAACCAACUCUCCUUUCUUACUCAAUGUUUUGGCCAAGGCUCUGGGAGCGAAUGCGGCGGCGACGCGGGGUGUUUGGGAGAUAUUCACAUUGGGUUUGAGGGAUCCACUUUUCACCCGCCGCCGCGGCCAAUGCAACAGCAGACAUUAGCGGAAGCCGGAAAGGAGAGCCGUCCUCCCCGUCAUGUCACCACGCCGCUAUCCGGUGGUGUGGUGUCCCGUUUGCUGCUACCGAAGAUGACGUGCGGUCAGUUGUCGGCGUACCGCGCCCCUCAUUUGGACCUUCUGCCGCGCCCGCAACUUUUCCUUCUUUUAGUGCCGCGGCGUCUGUUCACUUCAGUCGGUUCUUGUUUCUCCACCGAGGCGCUGCUGAGGCGUCACUUAGUUGACGUCCGUGGUGUGUUGCACUGGCGAGAACACGUGAGAACGUUACCAAAUGCGGAUACCACGGGGCACAGGCGGGAAACGGAGUCGGGAUCAGUAAUGCUUCUGCCGACAUGGGGAUGCAGUGCGGCUCAGGCGCGGCAAGCUGUUGCAAUGGCAGCCAUUGGCGAUUUUCGUGUGUUUCUGUUGGGUCGUGGUCGACAGCGGUUGCUCUCAAGUCAAGCGUUGAGUGUGCAGGAGCUGGGUCGCUGGUGUCCAGCCGCCUUUCGCAGCUUUCAGUUGGAUAUACUUUCAGUUGAGCAGACGCCGGUAUCAUCACGGUCGUUCACACUUUCUUUGUUGGAUGAGGCGAGGCGUGGGUUUCGUGAGUGGGGCCGGUCUGUAAACAAAUUAGUGGACGGUAGUGACUCGUUGAAGGAAGGGAAAAGGGAUACGGGACGGGGAAAAUGUGCGAUAUCGCUUUCCGUUGCCGAAGCUGUGCUGGAUGUGCGGUGUGAUGCUGCCGUGCCUUGGGCAUCGGUUGCUGACAGCUACUUGAGUGCUAAGCUUUUUGAGGCACUUCACGACCGACGUCAUUGGUGUGCCUUGGAUGCGAUGAUACAUGCCUCACAGUACGUUGUGUUGCCGUUUCUUGUUGGUGAACUCUCAGCAAACGGCACCUACGGCGCUAACGAAAAGUGUUGCUCUUCAAAACUUACGCGGCUUCUGCGUUGGUCGGAUUUGCAAUCGAUGUUCCGCUGGCGUCACUUUGAACCAGUAUUUGGCCCACUGUCCCAGUUGGUGCGACCUGAGGAUGUUACAGCCAUUGGGGGUGGCCGUGAUCCCUUUAUACUCCCCCUACACGACACAUUUGUUCGGCUCUUCCUUCUUCCCCGCAUGCGUAUUUAUUACGCUGAGCGACAUAGUGCUGCUAGGGGUACUUUUGGUCACCUUGCAUCGCAUAACAAGGGUGACAGAGCAAGGGAACCAAAGGUGGGAAUGGAGGGAGGAGGAGGUGAGGAGGAAGCCACAGUUGAUAUACUGGACUGCUUUAACGAGCUUACGCGUGAGGUGGGUAUGAAUCGGGCGUGUGACAGCUUAUCUCGGGGGUGUGGCAAGGGAGUUGACCGGCUUUCCAUGCCAAAGGAGGAACGUCCCGGAACCUCACGCGCACCCUCCUUUACCGUCAUGGAUCUGCCCGCACUUGUGAAAUAUCUGUUUUACUUUCCUGAGUGCUUCGAGGUUUCUCGAAGUGGCAUGGACGUAACGUUUAGGUUACGAGGAAGCUGA